This is a messenger RNA of Oncorhynchus mykiss (rainbow trout), 3126 nucleotides long. NCBI's taxonomy places the organism in Eukaryota, Metazoa, Chordata, Actinopteri, Salmoniformes, Salmonidae. The record is from RefSeq and is a predicted model, not a curated record.
UAUUGUGUAAUCUGUCUGUUGUUUUGUUAUACCCUGAAGAAGACCAAAACACAGUGAUGUUAAUCCUCUUACAUCUAUUUCUAUAGAUCUCAAAGAGUGGUUGAACAUUGUUUGUGAUUGAUAUCCUAUAUAAUAUAAUAGGCUAACUAAUAUUGUGUAAUCUGACUGUUGUGUGUUGUCCGUCGUCCAGGUAAGGAGAUGGUGGAUUACAUCACUAGGUACCUGACCACCAUCAGAGAGAGGAAGGUGACCCCAGGCCCAGAGGUGAAGCCUGGCUAUAUGAGAGAGCUGCUGCCAGACAGCGCCCCCACUGACCCGGAGGACUGGGACUGUAUCUUCAGGGACAUAGAGAAGGUCAUCAUGCCUGGGGUGGUCCACUGGCAGAGCCCCUACAUGCAUGCAUACUAUCCAGCCCUGACCUCCUGGCCCUCCAUGUUAGGAGACAUGUUGGCUGACGCCAUCAACAACAUCGGAUUCACCUGGGCCUCCAGCCCGGCGUGUACAGAGCUGGAGAUGAACGUGAUGGAUUGGUUGUGUAAAGCUCUUGGUCUCCCCACAUUCUUCCUCCAUCACCACCCAGAAAGCACCGGGGGAGGAAUACUGCAGAGCACAGUGAGUGAGAGUAGUCUGGUAGCUCUGCUAGCUGCCAGGAAGCACAGGAUCCAGCAGCUGAAGAGGACAGAUCCAGCAGACAGAGACCUGGACGACUCAGUGGUCAACUCAAGACUGGUGGCCUACGCAUCAGACCAGGCUCACUCCUCAGUGGAGAAGGCAGGUCUGAUCUCCCUGGUGAAGAUCAGGUUCCUCCCUCCAGACGACCACUUCUCCCUGAGAGGAGACACUCUGAAACAGGCCAUCCAGGAGGACAGAAGGAGAGGACUGGUACCUGUCAUGCUGUGUGCCACUCUGGGGACCACGGGGGUGUGUGCCUUCGACGACCUGUCAGAGCUGGGACCAGUGUGUGCAGAGGAAGGUCUGUGGCUGCAUGUGGAUGCAGCGUACGCAGGCUCAGCGUUUCUCUGCCCUGAGCUGAGAGGACCUCUGGGGGGUAUAGAGUACGCUGACUCCUUCGCGUUCAACCCCUCCAAAUGGAUGAUGGUCCACUUCGACUGCACUGCCUUCUGGGUGAAGGACAAGUACAAGCUCCAACAAACCUUCAGUGUCGACCCGGUCUACCUCAGACACGAAAACUCAGACCAAGCCACCGACUUCAUGCAUUGGCAGAUCCCCCUGAGUCGACGGUUCCGCUCCCUGAAGCUGUGGUUUGUGAUGCGCUGCUUCGGUCUGAAGAACCUCCAGGGACACAUCAGACACGGUGUAGAGAUGGCUAAGCUACUGGAGUCCCUGGUUAGAUGUGACCCUAACUUUGACAUGCCUGCUGAUAGACACCUUGGCUUGGUGGUCUUCUGUCUCAAGGAAGGGAAUGCUCUGACUCAGGAGUUGCUACGGCGACUGACGCGGUCCCGCACCAUGUACCUUGUCCCCGCCGACAUCGAUGGGAAACGCAUCAUCCGCUUCACCGUGACGUCACAGCUGACCACCUCAGAGGACAUUAUCAGGGACUGGGACAUCAUUCGCAAAAUGGCCGACGACCUUCUGGCCGAGGAGGCCGAAAAACAGGCGGUCAGUAAAAUGGAGGAGCAGCAGUCUCCAGUCAGAAAAACUGUUGGGAAGCUGUCAGAGACAAACAGUGAUUCGGGGAAUCACACAACAACAACAGCAGAGGGCUUGGCUGCCUCUCUCAUGACUAGGAAACCAAAGGAGAUUGAAAAGGCCAUCAGUGACACAGAGGACGAACCACUGAAAACACCCAAAGAGUUGGAGAACGGCCAGACACAGACCUGCCCCAAGACAGGAUCCAAAGAGCUAGAGGUCGACCCGACACAGACCAGCCCCAAGACAGGAUCCAAAGAGCUAGAGGUCGACCCGACACAGACCAGCCCCAAGACAGGAUCCAAAGAGCUAGAGGUCGGCCCGACACAGACCAGUCCCAAGACAGGAUCCAAAGAGCUAGAGGUCGGCCCGACACAGACCAGUCCCAAGACAGGAUCCAAAGAGCUAGAGGGCGGCCCGACACAGACCAGUCCCAAGACAGGAUCCAAAGACCUAGAGGUCGGCCCGACACAGACUAGCCCCAAGACAGGAUCCAAAGAGCUAGAGGCCGACCCGACACAGACCAGCCACAAGACAGGACCCAGAGAGCUUGGGACCAGCCUGGCCCAGACCAGCCAGGACCCAGAGACAGGAGCCAGAGACGGUCCUGAGGAGAUCCCCUGUACUGCUGCCUUCAGAGUUCAGAGGGUCCAACCACAGCUCCGCUUGGACAGUGAUAAGACUGGAUUUAGACCAGAUCCACCAUUCUGGAUGGAUAAAGAAAAGUCUGGGUCUGAGAACAGGCCGAGGAGGACAGUACGCUCUCUGAGCUGCAACAGUGAGCCCUUACCUGGCCCUAUUGGGCCCCUGUUUGGUCAUAACACUGACCCCCUUUCUAAGCCUCUCUCUAGCUCUGUCACGGACUCACAGCCUGGACAUAAAGAACCAGACCUCAUCCACCCCCUAAAUGACACCCAGCUCAGACGUCUCUCCUCCAGCCUAAGCCCCUCAGGCCUCUUUCAGAUCCCAGAGUGGCCUUCUCCAACCAAUUCCAACCAGCUGGGAAAACGGGUCCUGAGGAAGCUCACCAAGUUCUACAGCUUGCCCAGUUUCUGCCAUCUGUGGGUGCAGUGUGGGCGCUACCAGGUGUGCUGCCCUGUCAGGGGACUUCAGAUCGCCCCAAAGCUCAGAUCUCCCCAAAACCCUGGUCCUCCUCUGGGUGUAGGAGACUCCGCUGUUGGUCUUGUUCCUCUGUGACUCCAGUAGAUACCGCUAACUUUCCUGCUCUACUGCAGCCAAGGUUAGCGCCUGGGUCGUAUUCAUUAGGCACAACGUAGCAAAAAUGUUUUGCAAUGGAAAAUGAAAAUAAAUGUUUCUUAUUGUACAAGACCACCUUGGUCCAAUCCAUUUCCUUCCAUUUGGUGCCUGAUGCAUACGACCCUGUAGUCUCUCUACCAAAUGUUUCCCACAAACACCUUUGUGGUUUCAGGGUGUAGAGAUGGCUGAGCUCUUUUUCAUUUAUUUUAGAUUUAU